CUCCGUGGAGCAAAGCGAGCGAAUACUUAAACGGCAAGGCUGAACUGUCAGCUGUAGAAGGAACCCUCCUUUGCUGAGUACCAGCCACCUCGACACAGACACCCGGAAGGCACGAAAGUCAGUUUGAGAGGGCAGCAUGAAUCGCUUUAAGACCUCAAAAUUCAAAAACACCACUCCGAAAAUUGCCAAGAAAGAUGAGUGGAUCAACAAUGUCCGUGCUGGCUCCUUUGCCUGCCAGGGCAACCACAUCAAAGCAAGUUCCAAGCUGGUGGCUUUCAAUACUGAGCAGGCUGGUGGAGGCAUGCUGGGCCUGUCUUCAGUCCAACCAGGUUCAGAUGGCCAGCGGGCUGUCACGCAGAUUUCCUGCCAUUCUGAUCUUGUGACUGACAUGGACUUCUCUCCUUUUGAUGAGAGUCUCCUGGCAACAUGCUCAGUAGAUGAAACGGUGAAGCUGUGGCGUUUGUGUGAUCUGGCGCAGGAGCAGUCCAGCAGUCCAGAGCUGACCCUGCGGUCAGGUCAGGGCAGGCUCGAGCUGGUGCUCUUCCACCCCACCUCCUCUGGCUUGCUGGCUGUUGGCACCACUAAGUCUGCUCAGAUUUGGGACACCAACUGCCAGGAAGCACCACUAGCAGUUCUAGAGCAGCACGGUGACCAAGUGCAGAGUCUCGGCUGGAAACUUGAUGGAUCUCUUUUGGCUUCCUCCUGCAAGGAUAAGAUGAUCCGCGUGUUUGAUCCCAGAGCCCAGCUGGCACCUGUUCAGAGUGCCAAGAGUCUUCAAAGCAACAAGGAUUCACGGAUCCUGUGGACCAAAGAUGAUUUUUUACUGACCACUGGCUUUGAUACGAUGCGUAGUCGUGAGGUGAGACUUUGGGACAGCAGGAAGCUGAGCUCUUCGCUCAGCUCUGUUUCGCUCGGCACUUCCAGUGGGACACUGAUCCCACUAUUUGAUGAGGACACUGGUCUGCUUCUAUUGGCUGGCAUGGGAAACACUGGGAUCGAUUGCUUUGAAGUCUCUUCCUCCGAGCCUUUCCUCUCUCAAGUCAGCCACUGUCUGACGGAUACCUCAACAAAAGGCAUUGCCCUGGUCCCCAAGCUUGCCUUGGAUGUGAUGUCCUGCGAAGUUGUGCGUGUGCUUCAGCUGACAGACAGCUGCAUCGUGCCGAUCAGCUAUCAGGUCCCUCGCAAGAAUUCAGGUCACGAGUUUCAUGACGACCUUUACCCAGACACAGUGGGCACAACCCCAGCCAUGUCUGCUGAGGAGUGGUGGAAGGGAGGGAACAAGCAGGUGGAGAGAGUUAGCCUGCACCCAGACAAACGUCCCAAACAAAAGGCAGCACCAGCAAAACAGACACCUGCAAAAAAGGAAGUGGCCAGUGGAGGGAGCAAGGAGGAUCAAGCUCGCGACUGCUCUACCUCCAGCAGUCCUCUGAGCACUCCCAGCAGCAGCGCAGCACCGUCUCGCUCUCCUUCCUCCACCUCCGGCCUCUCCUCAGGCUUCGUUCCCAGCCCCAGUCCCAGCCAGAGUGCCAAGGCUUUCCAAAACCUGAUGGGGCCAACUUCCAAGUUCCGUCAUAUCCAGGGGACAGUCAUGCACCGGGACACGCACAUCACCAACAUUCGUGGCCUCAACCUGACCACACCUGGCGAGUGUGACGGCUUCUGUGUCAACCGCCAACGUGUGGCAGUGCCCCUCGCCAUCGCUGGGGGCCAGAUUGCCGUAUUUGAGCGCUCCCAGCCUGGCAAACUUCCAGAUACAGCCCUGCCCACCAUCCAAAACUCUGUCAAUGUGGCUGACUUUGCUUGGGACCCCUUUGACACACAUAGACUUGCUGUCGCUGGUGAUGAUGCUAAGAUCCGGGUUUGGCAAGUACCAGAAGGCGGUUUGAAAGAGACCCUAACUGAACCUAAGAUCAUCAUGCAAGGCCACACGGAGAAAAUCUACUCCAUCAAGUUCCACCCUCUGGCCAGUGGAGUCCUGGUUUCUUCAUCAUAUGAUCUCACAGUCAGACUGUGGAACCUAGAGACCGGAAAACAAGUCAAAGUUCUCGAUGGACACCAGGACCAGGUGUUUGGCAUGGCGUGGAGCCCAGAUGGGAAGCUUCUGGCUACAGUUUGCAAGGAUGGGAAAGUUCGUAUCUACGAUCCUCGCAAAUCCACUUCACCCCUGCAGGAGGGCCCGGGGCCUGAGGGCCACAGGGGAGCUCGUGUGGUGUGGGUGUGUGAUGGCAAGUACUUGCUGGUGUCUGGAUUUGACAGUCGCAGUGAGAGAGGACUGUACCUGUACUCUGCUAGCUCCCUGUCGUCCGGGGCCGUAUCCAGUGUUCCUGUAAACGUCUCCCCUUCCACACUGAUCCCAUACUAUGACCCCGACACCAGUGUCGUCAUCCUAACUGGAAAAGGUGACACCAGAGUGUACAUUUAUGAGAUCUUCCCUGAAGAUCCAUAUUUUAUCGAGUGCAGCAGUUUUAAUUCUCCCGAACCACAUAAGGGUUUGGCCUUUCUGCCUAAGACUGAGUGCAAUGUUCGCGAUGUGGAGGUAGCUGUAGGACUGAUGCUCACCAAGACAACCAUAGAGCCAGUGGCCUUCAAAGUGCCAAGGGUCAAGAAAGAGUUUUUCCAGGAUGAUGUGUACUCAGACACAGCGGUGUGGUGGGAACCAGCACUUACUGGCUCUGCCUGGCUCUCCGGCUCCAACGGCCUACACAAAAAGAUCAGCUUGAAGCCUAAAGACAUGACGCCAGUGAGUGAGGCCCCCAAAGAGGCUCCAGUGAGGAAAUACCUUCCCUCAUCUGUUUACCUGGAGGAAAAGACUGAUGAACAGAAGAAAGACGAGCUUCUGAAUGCCAUGGUGGCUAAGCUGGGAAAUAUGGAUGACCCACUACCACAAGAGUCCUUCGAGGGGGUGGAUGAAGAUGAGUGGGACGAUUAAUGGGGAUGUGCCUUUGGUUCAGUCGCCGUGCCAACAGCAGACAGAGGAGAACAGCUCCAGUGUUAUAUUGCCAGUCGCUUCAUCAGCAUACAUCUCAGCCUACUGAGCACACACAGAUUGCUGCGUCAUUACUGCACAAUAACUCCAUCUUUUUUGGGGAAAAAAAAAUCCUAAUCUUCUGUACAACCUUCUGGUUUCAGUACUGUAUGCAUGAUAUCAUCUGUUGAUGUCUAUAUCAUCAUAUUUGAUAUUUUGAAAUCAUUCUGGGUUAAAAAUUAUUUGUGUGUGUGUAGAUAAUAAUAUCACUCUUUUCAAGGUAUUAAUGGGAAAAAAAUCACCAUCCAGUACAGCAAUAUUAUUCAGGAUAUACAGUGAAGCCAUCUCAGUCAUAUUGCUUUAGAACAAUCAUAAUAAUAGUGCUUUAUGCUACAUUACCAGUUAACUCUGAGUGCUCAAAACCAGGCCGACCCGUGGUUUACACUCGCACCAAGCAACUUUUAAAUAUCACACAUAUACUUUUCAUCUGUUUUUCUCUCUGUGUGAUCAUGGUUUGAUAAUGUGAUACACGCUGGCAGUAUCCUGAAGUACAAAACAAAAAAAAGAAAAUGUUUGUUUAGGUUUAGAUGUAAAAAAAAACCAACCUGUACCUACACAGUGGACCAUUUCUUGUAUUUUAUACUGGCCAGUCAUGGCAGCGCACUCAGCUCUGCAAUAAAAAAUGUUAUAUGGCAAAAAAAAAAAAAGAUUUUUACGUCACCCAGCUGAUAAAACCACUUGUCUUCCUGUUAAGUUGGGUUAAAUCCGCACGCUCGCACAUGCACACAUACACAAGCACAAGUUUAGCAGCAAAAAUCCACGCUGAGGAUAAAACAGGGUCGCCAGUUUUCAUGUUUAGCCAUGAGCUGGAGUUUCUAUUUACAGCAACAUUAGGUUAUCUUCUCUUUAUUAGCCGAUAUUAGCCUCGGAAGCCAUUCUAGCAUAAUUAGGUGCCAGGUACACAUGAUUCAAUUUAUGGCCAGUAGUAGUCUCAUAGUUGGCGAUCAGAUGUGAAUACAAAUAAACCACUUCCUUUUGAGUUUUAAGACAGGGCUUUAUAUACUUAAGGAUGAUUGUGUCUUUCUUUUUGUUUAUCGGGUAGAUUAACUUUUAAUUUAGACUCUUGUCGGUGUUCUGACUGUUUCGGGGAUCUUCCUCAUUAAAUGAGCUAAUUUUAGUAUCUAAUUUUUACUACUAACAACUUAUGAUGGUGUUAAUUAGACAACAGUACAGUAUUAAUAAUUUACAAUGCAGCCGUCAUGUAGUUUCUUUGUAGAGCUACAGCGGUACCUUCAGUAAUCCAGGCUUGAUCUCACAAAGUUUGUUUACAACCUCUGAUGGACCGAAAUGUUUACUUUGCUUAGGUGUCGUCAGAUUUUUUGUGAUGUAUACUGUAAGUGCUAGUGAUUCUCAAAGGCCAUACUUUUUUCUUCCUACUUUUGGAUCAGAUAAACUUGCCUUCCAUUUGUUUUUAUACAGUGAGUACAGCUUUGUUUUGUUUCUGUCUUACUUGAGCAGCGGUUUCUGGAUUUUUUUUUUUUUCAACAUUGUCUUGCAAUAAACACCUUUUAAACUCA
Messenger RNA from Oreochromis niloticus (Nile tilapia), 4542 nucleotides. RefSeq names its product mitochondrial import inner membrane translocase subunit TIM16. Lineage: Eukaryota; Metazoa; Chordata; Actinopteri; Cichliformes; Cichlidae. Gene Ontology annotation, biological process: protein import into mitochondrial matrix. Gene Ontology annotation, cellular component: TIM23 mitochondrial import inner membrane translocase complex. Gene Ontology annotation, molecular function: protein binding. The record is from RefSeq and is a predicted model, not a curated record. Bases 137 to 2929 code for a protein of 930 amino acids. The transcript has 28 exons.